Messenger RNA from Lactuca saligna, 2066 nucleotides. The record is from the annotation of a GenBank genome assembly. NCBI's taxonomy places the organism in Eukaryota, Viridiplantae, Streptophyta, Magnoliopsida, Asterales, Asteraceae.
AGGAUAUGUAGUUUGUUUUUUCUUUAAAAAAAAUGCAAUCACAUCCAUACUUUAAAUCAUAAUACCCUUCGUUGCAAUAGGCCCCGAUAAAAAUUCGCCUAAAAUGGUGCCAGAAUCGUAGCAUGAUCGCAUGUGACCGACGUAAACGAUGGAGAGUGGCUGGAGGUCAUUUCCACCUGCUUUUGUCUCUCUCCCUCUCGACGUGUCAACUAAAUCCACGGGAAUCACCCUCUCCAAUCUCCAUUCGAUCCUUGUGUAGCAACAGAGGGGCGGAUUUCUCUGCGCUUGAGCGUCUUAAGGGCUAUUCUUGAUCACAUCAUCAAGGCACAAUAAUGGCAUUGCGAGAAAAGGUCCUCAAAAAGAAAGCAGAGAAGUUUGAAUUGAAAGAAUUAGAGAGGAUUAUACCAAAUCGAGGCAAAUUACUUGUCCUUGAAAAACUACUUAAUGAAGCCUAUUUAAUUCGUAGGCCAAAACCAAGUGAAUAUGAACAUCGAAAGCAACUAAUUCGAGUUUUUAAUGAAAUAGCAAGGGAAUUAUAUGGUAAUUCUUCUGGUUGUCCUGUUGUUGAAGAAUUCGGUUCUUUUUCAAUGGAUCUUUUUACUACUGGAAGUGACUUAGAUCUCUCAGUCAACUUCAAAAACAAAAACAAUAGUCAAUCAGUGUUCCCUCGAGAUCAGAAAAUUAAAGCACUUAGGAAGUUUGCAAGAAAGUUUUAUGCACUUCAAACUGGAGGUCAUGUACGAGGUGUUCAGCCUGUUCUCUCUGCUAAGGUGCCUAUCCUUAAAGUUAUUGAUGCUGGAAGUGGUGUUGAAUGUGACCUUUCAGUUGAAAAUAGAGAUGGAAUUUCAAAGUCAGCUAUAAUUCGCUUAAUUACUUCAAUAGAUGAAAGGUUCAAAAAGCUAAGUUUCUUGAUGAAAGCAUGGGCAAAAGCACAUGAUAUUAACAGUUCAAAAGAUCGAACUCUUAACUCUUUAUCCAUAAUAUUAUUGGUUGCUUUUCAUCUACAGAAUCGAGACCCCCCUAUAUUACCUCCAUUUUCCGAGAUAUUAAAAGAUGGAGAAGAUGUUGCAUCGGUGCAGAAAUCAGUUAGAAAAUUUCGAAAUUACGGUAGUAAAAAUACAGAAGCAUUAGGUGAACUGUUGGUGUCGUUUUUACUCAAGUUGGCAUCUGUUGAAAAGCUUUGGCCGAAAGGUCUUUGUGCGAGUACUUAUCUAGGACAAUGGACUUCUAAAACUUGGGCCACUAAAAUAGCAAGCAUGAGUGUGGAGGAUUUCACGGAUCGAACCCAAAAUGUGGCGAGGGCAGUGGGGAAAUCAGAGGUGGAAAAAAUCUACAGUCGCAUCCAAUUUUCCAUUCAAAGACUUUCUUUAUUCAUGAAUGGUGAAAUCCAAGAAUCAGUUUUAAAUGAAUCUUUAUUUGGCAUCACCAAUACAUUGCACCACCAUCCCCCGCUCACCACCACCACCCCAAUGCAACCAAGAGCCGCCCAAAGUUGGCUACCAAGACCACAGCCAGUUGGCGGCCAGUGGGGUGGAAUGGGAACCCAACAUCAAGCCAUGGGUUCCGGUCAAGAAUGGUCUGAUGACCACCCACCCAAAAGAAUGCGGGUGGCGGCAGACAGUGCACCGGGAACCCAAGGUUGGGGUACUUGGGGACCAGAAUUGGGAGGACAUAGUCAACCGGCUAAAAGAAUGAGGGCGGCAGAGGGUGCUCCGACACCACCACCACCACCGGGAACACAAGGUUGGGGUAAUUGGGGACCACCCGGGUGGGGUGCUGAGGAUUAUAGGGGAAGAAGGGUUCAGCAACCAAAUGGUCCAAGGAAUUGGCUGCCGCCGUCACCACCACCACCGGUGGGCGGCUACUGGGGUAGACCACAACAUGAAGCUAUGGAUUUCGGUCCAGAAUGGGCGGUGCAAACGUUUGACCACCAACCAGCCAAAAGAAUCAGGGCGUCAGAGGGAUCAAAAGGUUGGGGUUCUCAGGGUAGUUCACCACCAGCAGUGGAUGGACUUGGGUUGGGUGAUGCAACGAGUAAUGGCUCGGGUGGACCACAACAAGAAUGA